AUGGCGCAGGAGCAGGCGCCGCCGGGGGUGCGCCGUUGGGCGUGGGCACAGUACGCCGGCGCGCCGCUGUGGCAUCAGCGGCGCGUGUGGGGCCGGGUGAUUCAGGAUCCGACUGAUGCCCGCUGGUCCCCCCUGCGGGUGCUGAUCUCGACGCCGGAUGGCGAUGUAUACGAGGAGCUGUACGACAUGUCUGAUGGGACUUUGGCUGCGGUUCGCUUCGAGGACGACCGGCGCACCCGGCCAGCUGGCCUGGAGGUUGGGAACCUCUACCGCUUCCGGCGCGCGCUGACGGCGGCCGAGGAGGUGGCCAUCAGGAACGAGGUGGACGCCUACGCCCGCGACGUGUUCCUCGACGCGGAGCGCGCGGCCGGGCGGCCCGGGGUGGUGCCUCCGGCGGGGGCUGCCGUCUACUUCACGUUCGCGGCCGCGGCUGGUGGCGCUGCCGCGCCUGGGCCCGCCCCCGCCGCCCCUGCCGCCGGGGGAGGGGCAGCUGUGGCCGCCGCGCUGGCUGUGGUGCCGGCUGGCCCCGCCGCGCCCGCGGCUGGACCGCCUGCUGGUGCCGCCCCAGUUGCGGCAGCAGCCGCGCCGCUCGCCGCUGCUGGAGCUCCCGCAGGCCCCUUGGGGCCGAAUGCCGUGCCUGGGGCUGACGGACAGUGGGUCUACGUCGAGACCACGACGGCGGCCCGGCGCGGGGACCCUGUCACGAUGGACGGGACGGAGCUCGUCCGGGGGGCUAUCGGCCUGAAGCAGGACGCUGGCGGGAGCUGGUCGGCCAUCCGGCUGAUCACGACCUCGCAGGCCGCCUACCGAGGCGCCGAGGCCCUCGCUGAUGCCCGCCUCCAGCCUGUGGCCCUGCUUAGUGACGGCUCGCGGCAGCGCGUGCAGUUCCACGAGAGUGUCGACAGGCUCCGCGAGGAGCCCUUCCCCGACUGGCCGCUGGACGGCCCAAGGACCACGCUAUGGUGCCUCCGCUUCUUGGACAGGAAGCGCGGAGGGGCCAUCGAGCACUUCCACCAGUUCGUGUCCUACUACCGGCUGUCCCGCGAUGACUUCGGGGUGACGCACUACGAGUCCAUCAUGCGGAUGGUCGACUACCUGAUGACGUGGGACCUCCUCGACUUGCCCAACGUGGUGGGCGUCGAGGUCAUGCUGCGGCAGGCGCAGCUGUACGAGUACAUGUACGCCAUGGAGUACGAGGCGCGCGACUCGGGCGCCUCAACUGCUGCGACUCUCGAGGGGGCUUCGCGGAUAUGGCCUCCCGCGCUGCAGAUGUACAUGGGGCCCAGCCAGCUCGUCAGCGACGGCAUCGGGAUCUCUUUCCGCUUCCUGUGCCCGCCGAUGGUCGUCGACGCCAUCCGCGCCAUGAAUGAGAUGUACACUGGUUCGAGCUGUCCGCGGGCUACUGGCCUCACUGGCCCUACGACCGCCCAGCAGGAGGCUCUGGCGGUGAUCCAGGAGGCCGUCGACGCCUUCGGAGUGCCCCCGCCCGACCUCACUCCCGCAGGAGCCCUCGAGGAGCUCCGCGUCGCGCAGUCAUACGACCAGGAGUCUGCCGUGAUUGCGCCGGUGACCUUCGACCGCGUCGAUCUGAUCUCCCUGCCGAGCGUGGGCUCCGAACCGAAGUCCUUGUCUGCGCUCAUCGGGGACGACAGCAUGAGUAUUGGUCAUCGCCUUCAAGAACUACUUUUGCCCCGUGAGCGGGGGCUUGCCCGGCGGGUCCUGGUGGAUCGCCUGCCUGCCCCUGUCGUCGACUCGGGCGUUGUUCAUGCCGAAUACGUCGACAACUUCGUUGCGCUGUCGCUAUCGGAGGCCUCUGCUAUUGCUGCUGCCCGUCAGGUCGAUCAUCAUAUGCGUGCUGUGGGACUGCCUACUCACGGGGUGGAGAGCGGUGUGGGCGGGGAGACUCUUGGCUGGUCCUUCGACUCGAACUCGCCCGUGAUCUCGCUCAACCCCAGGCUUAGGUGGAAGCUGUACCUUGGGAUUCAGGAGGUCCUCCGACGUGGGUUCUGUUCUGGAAAGGAGAUGGUGAGGAUCGUCUCGCACAUCACGUCCAGGGUGCUCAUUAGGAGGGAGCUCCUCUCGUGCCUGGGGGCCGUCUACAAGUUUGGGGAGGUAUGCCACAAUCGCACCGCUAAGCUCUGGCCCGUCGUCCGUCGUGAACUACGCUGGGCUCGGGCUCUCCUCAUCUUCUGCAGCAGGGACCUCGGGUUGCCCUUCGACACCACCCUCACGUGCCUGGAUGCGUCGUCUUGGGGUUUUGGAGUUACCCAGCGGGAGGUCUCUGAGGACUCGGUCAAGCGUCUGGCCCGGUACAACGAGCGUUGGAGGUUCUCUCGAGAAGCUGAGCGCCGACGCCUUGGGCCCCGAGCCGCUGCUGUCCCUGGUCAAGGCUCCUCAGGGGCCGUCCCGGACGGGCCCGAAGUCUCCGACGUGGACCCUAGCUUCGAGGAGGUCCCGCCCGACAUCUGGAGGGACCACUGGCACCCGGUCCUCUCGGUGCCCUGGCGGCGCCCAGCCCCUCAGGUCAUCCUGGAGGCCAGGUCCGGCGUGAUGGCGCUUAAGCACAAGCUUCGCUCCAAGAGGUCCUUUCGGAAGGCCCACGUAAUGCUGAACGAUGCCAUGGCCCCCAUCUUGGCUCUGGCAAAGGGGCGGUCUUCGGCGCCCGCCCUCCUCGCCGUCUGCCGGCAGGUGGCAUGUCUGCUGCUGGCCUCAGGCUCGGCGGCGUACUGGAGGUGGCUGCCGUCCGAGUUCAACUCUGCCGACCCAGCAUCACGGAACCGGCCUGGUGCUAGGCCCGAGGCGUGGUAUGCUCCAGCGAGCGCAGCUGCGCUGUCCUGGGGGGACCAGGCGGACCGCCGAGUUGCCAGGAGGCGCGCCUUCCCCGCCGCCACCACGGCGGCGACCUCGGGCUCGCUGACCUUCCUGGAGACGCAGGCCGUGGGGGAGGCGACCCGCCGGGACUAUGCCGACAGGGUCUCGAAGUUCACGAGGUGGGCGACCUCGGUCCGGCUGCCGAUCGGGGAGGUGCCCGAGCUGGACGUCGCCCUGGUGACCUUCUUCAACCAGCUGUUCUUCGACGGCUACCCGAGCGAGGAGGCGACGAAGUACAUGGCGGCACUGGCUCAUUGCCGCGCGGCGCCCGGCCGGCUGCAGGUGGCCUUCCCGAGGGCCGCUCGUGCUGCGAAGGGCUGGGCCCGGCUGCUGCUCAGCCUGACGCGCGAGCAGGUGAUCCCGCCUGCCGAGGGCGCCCCUCCGGGGCGAACCUUCCUGAACUUCUGGUCGGUGGUCCUGCAUCCGAUGGAGUGCGCUCAGCCUUCGAAGACGGGAGUCUACGACGAGGGCCUCCUUCUGGACAGCCCGGAGUUCACCUGGCUGCCACCGCUGCUGCAGGCGCUGCGGGCCCGAGCCGCGCCAGGCGGCCGCGUCUUCGACAUGAGCUACAACCAGUGGGCCCUGGUCUUCAGGCGUGCUGCGACAGCGCUGCACCUCGGCGUCCUGGGGCCGCCGACGCUCUACACCCUCCGACACGGGGGGGCCUCCCACGAAUACCUCGCAAAGUUCAGAAGCCUCGACGAGAUCAAAAAGAGGGGGAGGUGGGUGUCGGACUCGUCCCUACGGCGCUACACCAAAGGGGGCCGCGUGGCAGAGCAGAUGCGACGGCUUCCGAUCUCCGAGCAGCGCCGCGCCACGCGCCUGAAUCUGGCUCGGUCUGUAGAGGACGCCAGCCAACCCGUGUUCCUGGAAGUGUUCAGCGGGUCAGGGCGCCUCUCUCUGGCGUGGCGGCGUGUCUCCCGCGGCCGCCUGGCCGCCUUUGAGCUGGACCUCAAGCAUGACCCGGCCUCAGACCUUCUGCAGCGCCGA
Messenger RNA from Prorocentrum cordatum, 3861 nucleotides. The record is from the annotation of a GenBank genome assembly. Lineage: Eukaryota; Dinophyceae; Prorocentrales; Prorocentraceae.